UACUGCAGGACUGCAGCGGGCAUUCUGACACUGGUUGGGAACUGAUUAACUGCCACUGACAUUUCCAGUGACACUAAUACAGUGAUCAGUGCUAAUAAAAAGCACUGACACUGUACUAAUGGCACUUGGCAAGAAGGGGUUAACAUCUUGGGUGAUUAAAGGGUUAACAGUGUGCUGUGCGUGUUUUACUAUGGGCUGUGUUUUUGUGCUUCACUGUAAGCACACUGCUUUGCAUGGCUGUGCUAUGCACAACCAUGCAAAGCAGUGUGCACAAGCUGACAGGAACGAGAACUGUUUUGCUUUCAUG
Molecule: messenger RNA, 307 nt
Organism: Staurois parvus
Lineage: Eukaryota; Metazoa; Chordata; Amphibia; Anura; Ranidae
Source: the annotation of a GenBank genome assembly